This is a messenger RNA of Dromiciops gliroides (monito del monte), 804 nucleotides long. Its product is annotated as putative speedy protein E7. Bases 1 to 804 code for a protein of 267 amino acids. The transcript is spliced from 7 exons. The record is from RefSeq and is a predicted model, not a curated record. Gene Ontology annotation, molecular function: protein kinase binding. Lineage: Eukaryota; Metazoa; Chordata; Mammalia; Microbiotheria; Microbiotheriidae. Gene Ontology annotation, biological process: positive regulation of cyclin-dependent protein serine/threonine kinase activity.
AUGGCGAUGGCAAUGGUUGUGGUGGUGAUGAUAAUGAUGAUGGUGAUUUAUACCCCACCAGGAUUACAGGAGGUAGUAUCUGCAACUGUACAGGCCAAACCACCAGUCAGCAUCUCCUUUAUGUCUCCUAAUGUCUUCUUGACUGCCCUUUCAAACCAAGGGGCAGUUCUCCUGGUGGAAUGGUCUGAUGUCACCAGGGGCCUCCUGCCUCGGAACCUUCAGAGCUCCCCACAGGACAGCAGCCCUCUGGCCUCCACAUCCACCUCCCCAGGGUAUAUUCCUAAGCUGAAGUCCUUGAGGAAGAGGGGUCUGAAGAGGGGCAUGUGGGCUGUCACUAGUAUGGAAGGAACCAAGCUCUGCAUGAAGAAGAGAAGGAGAGCCAAUUUCCGCCCUGAGGAUCAGGAAGCCUUCUACAGACUUCUUGAGGAUCCUGUCAUCCAGAGUUUCUUGGAGGCUGAUGUUUUCCUAAGAGUGUCUGAUAAGUAUCUGCUCUCCAUGGUGGUUGAAUAUUUUGGUCGAGUGGGACUCCCAGGAGACUGCUAUAAUAGGAUCCAUUUCUUCUUGGCCCUCUAUAUUGCCUGUGACAUGGAGGAAGACAACCCUGUCUCUAAAUGGAGCAUUUUCCCCUUUGUGCUUGGAAAGGAAGACUGGCCCAUCCUCUAUAAGGAAUUCCUAAGGCUACAAGCAGAAUUCUUCCAUGCAAUGGGUGGCAGAGCCUGGGUCACCCCAGAGAUAUGUGAAGAGAUCCAGGCCCAGAAUCCACUUCACUGGGUUUGGACCCGAGAACGGCACUACCUCCCCUAG